Molecule: messenger RNA, 2656 nt
Organism: Trachemys scripta elegans
Lineage: Eukaryota; Metazoa; Chordata; Testudines; Emydidae
Product: zinc finger protein OZF-like
Exons: 4
Coding region: 1-1665 (554 amino acids)
Biological process (GO): regulation of transcription by RNA polymerase II
Cellular component (GO): nucleus
Molecular function (GO): DNA-binding transcription activator activity, RNA polymerase II-specific; RNA polymerase II cis-regulatory region sequence-specific DNA binding
Source: RefSeq, a predicted model, not a curated record
AUGGUUAUGGGUGGCCUGGAAGGAAUCCAAGCCCUCAAGCCAGUGGUGAUCUCCAGCAUAGAGCGAGGAGAAAAUCUGUGUGGGCCAGGUCCUAUAGAAGAUGAAGAUGGGGACAUCCUGAGAGGAACCCACCCAGAUUUUCCAGAUGCAGAGACCUGGGACUGGUCAGUAAUUGAAAGCUCCUUGGGCUUCUUCCUCACACAAAGCUCUUUCCCUGGAGCAGCAGGGGCGAGGAACCUGAGCAGGGCUGAGGGGCAGACUCCUGAGGAAGACUCUGGCAACCUGGAGUCACCCAGCCCUUUCCCAGGAACAUCAGUGGAGAGCCAUUCCCAGAAAACUGAGCGGGGAAGGCACCGCAAGAGGCAGUGCAGGCUCCAAAGGCAGAGGAAGCACCUGACUAGAAAGGAGUCAGGAACCCAAAGAGGCCAUCAGAGGAGAUCCAGGCCACAUCUAAAGCCUCCUGCAGAGGGAAAAGCUGGGCCCAGAAAGAGCCUAUAUACCUGCCGUGUGUGCAGAGAAGAAUUCAAGGUGCAGAGAGACCUGAUAAGCCACCACUGGACGGUUCAUAGGAGUCAGAAACGGUAUCACUGUAGCGAGUGUGGGGAGAGCUUUAGGAGAAAGAAAGAUUUCAGAGCACAUGGGAAAGUUCACAGAAAGAAGAGAGACCAUCCCUGUUCUGAAUGUGGGAAGAUAUUCAACCGGUUAUCGCAUCUCAUUGCCCACCAGAGAAUACAUACGGGAGAGAGACCCUAUUGCUGUGCUGAGUGCGGAAAAAGAUUCGUCGAUAUAUCAGCUCUUAACAGCCACAAGAGAGUCCACUCAGGAGAGAGACCCUUUGCCUGCGCUGAGUGUGGAAAGCGAUUUAUGAAUUCUUCAGCAUUUCGUAAUCAUCAGGCAGUCCACUCAGAAAAGAGACCCCAUCGCUGUAACCAAUGUGGGAAAGGCUUCAAACUUGCAUCAACUCUUACUAGGCACCAGAAAAUCCACAGCGAAGAGAGACCCUUCUUGUGUCAUGAGUGUGGGAAAAAGUUCUGCCUACGAGAACAUCUGAUCAGACAUCAGAUGAUCCACACUGGGGAGCAGCCCCAUUGCUGUGCUGAGUGUGGGAAAAAAUUCAGUCUCCUUCAAAGUCUCAGGAGACACUGGGAAAUCCAUAGCACGGAGAGACUCCAUCGCUGUGCUGAGUGUGGGAAAAUAUUCGGUCAUCCAAACACUCUCACUAGACACAAGAGAGUACACACUGGGGAACUCUAUCGCUGCACUGACUGUGGAAAAGGCUUUGUCCGUCUACAACAUCUCACUCGCCACCAGAGAAUCCACACUGGAGAGAAACCCUAUUGCUGCACUGAGUGUGGGAAAAGUUUCACCCAAUUGUCAGGCCUUAUCAACCACCAGAGAAUCCAUUCAGGAGAGCGACCCUAUCCCUGCACACAGUGUGGGAAGUGCUUUGCUCACUCAUCAUCUCUCACUGAACAUCUGAAAAUCCAUUCAGGAGAGCGACCAUAUUCCUGCAUUCAGUGUGGGAAGCACUUUGCUCGCUCAUCAUCUCUUACUCAGCAUCGGAGAACCCACCCAGGAGAGCAACCAUAUUCCUGCGCUCAGUGUGGGAAGCGCUUUGCUCGCUCAUCAUAUCUUACUAAACACCAGAGCACCCACUCAGGAUAGAGACUCCUGACCCUUGUUUUUGAUGGAGGGAACUUCUUCAACCUCUCACUUCACCCUGUUCCCAAAGCCUGUAAAAGAGGGAGAAGUUAGAACUUGCUCCCACUCUGAAAUGUUCCCACCUCUUCACUAAGUAGACACAAGUUUAGGUGCUGAGUUUGUUAAAAUUAUUUUGUGUAGUCCUGGAGAUGGAAGAAUUUAACCCUAGAGGUACUGAAACAUUCCAUUGUGGGCAUUAUGGGCUGCAGCUGGGACAGAGAUGAUUGGUGUCAGGACUGCACUUUGGAGUCCACAAAUCAAUCAAACAGCCACAAAACAAAUUGAUCAGCAGUACCAGGCCAGUGUCUCCCUGUUCCUCAAGUGGAGAAAUCCGUGGCUGUGCCUGUCUGUCGGAGGGCGAUGAUGAGAUGCGACUUUAUGUCACUGUUGUCUCAUCGUUCUUGGAGGGAAUAAAAUAAUACAAGAGAAUGAUGUGUCUGAAAUGGCUGCAUUGCCAUGUGUGUAGGUGAAGACCUGCAAUUUUCCCUGCAGUGCUGACUUUAUCCAUGACUGCCUUUCUUUUUGGAGCAGGUUAUACCAGCUGCAUUUCAGUUCAAUUGUAAUAUUCUCUAAACUGUUAUUCCCACUCUAGAAAUGGGGGUGUUAGGCUUUGAACUAGUAAAAAUCUCCCAGAAUAUUCUGUGCUCAUGCUAAUCUUUAUUGAGCUAAUUUACUAGUAGUUCAAUUGUUCUAACCUUUGUUCAUUGUAUAUGUGACAUCUGUCAGACGCAAGAUGUAUGCUCUGUUAAGGUUUGCCAAAUAUGAACUGUGUGCUAGGUACAGUUAGUGCAAAUGUGUCCUUGAUCUAAUGCUACUUGUGUGCUAUGGUCUAUUGCCAGCUAAACUGCAGUGUGCAUAAUUAGAUAAGAAAAGGUGUGUAAGGUCUGUGGAAUUUGGAAUUUUCUGUCUCCUAAAUGAGGAGAAUACAAUUAUCAGCUAAACUGUGCUCAUAGUU